AUGUCCAAAGCUGCUCUGGAUAUGUUUACCCAGUGUCUGGCUCUUGAGUUGGCACCAGAUGUGAGGGUAAACUCUGUUAACCCCGGUGAGAUUCCAACUGAAAUCCUGAAACGAGCAGGUAUGACGGAUGAAGCCUACACAGACUUCUUAAAGCACAGUCAGACAACACAUGCUUUGGGACGUCCUGGAACUCCCCAGGAAGUUGCGAAUGUUAUCGCUUUCUUAGCAAGUGAUCAAGCUAGUUUCAUGACAGGGAAUAUUACACCUGUAGAUGGAGGCCGUCACGCUAUGUGCCCGAGAUAA
Symsagittifera roscoffensis is the source of this 303-nucleotide messenger RNA. RefSeq names its product aklaviketone reductase DauE-like. The record is from RefSeq and is a predicted model, not a curated record. The transcript is spliced from 2 exons. Lineage: Eukaryota; Metazoa; Xenacoelomorpha; Acoela; Convolutidae. The coding region runs from base 1 to 303 and encodes 100 amino acids.